Mobula hypostoma (lesser devil ray) is the source of this 1579-nucleotide messenger RNA. Its product is annotated as clavesin-1-like. Bases 533 to 1528 code for a protein of 331 amino acids. Gene Ontology annotation, biological process: lysosome organization. The record is from RefSeq and is a predicted model, not a curated record. Lineage: Eukaryota; Metazoa; Chordata; Chondrichthyes; Myliobatiformes; Myliobatidae. The transcript is spliced from 7 exons. Gene Ontology annotation, cellular component: membrane; endosome; trans-Golgi network. Gene Ontology annotation, molecular function: phosphatidylinositol bisphosphate binding.
AUCGGUUGAUGGCAAAUACAUCAUUCCGCCGCCCAGCUGAGGAUACGACAUUAGAGGAAAGAAGAAUAAAAAAACACACACACACAAAAACCAAACAAAAAAAUCUCCCGCACCAAGCUCCAUAUUUGGACGCUGGCUGUCUUUUUUUCUGUACCGAACAUACGGUGGGCUCACGGGCAAAGACAUAAGUAUUCUCAAAUCAUACAGCUUAACAAAAUUGAACCUUGACACAAAAAAUUAUGAGUAUUCUACACAAAUGAAACCAAAGAAUACACGACAAGAUUUUGUUUUUAGCGACCAAGAAUAAGAGGCUCUACAGAAACCUAAAAAAGUCCGGCCAUGUAGCUUCGCUUCAGCAACAUGUUUAGUCAACAGAUGGAAGAGAAUGUUCAAUAAGCAAAGGCUAUUGACGUACCCAGCGGCUGUGAGAAGGGACAAUGGACACAACGCUGGCGGUGGCAGGGAUGUGUGAUCAUUGAUAGCCCUAUCGCCAAAAAAAAAGAGAAAGGUCGUGGUUUUGGUCGCUGUUAAAAUGACUCAUCUGCAAGCUGGGCUCCGUGCUGAAACCAUCGAGAAAUGUCGGCUGGAACUGAAUGAGAACGCGGAAGCCUUACACCAGGACAUCCAGCAGGUCAGAGACAUGAUCAUAACCCGCCCGGAUAUCGGCUUCCUACGCACGGACGAUGCAUUCAUCCUGCGUUUUCUGAGAGCCAGGAAGUUUAACCACUUCGAGGCCUUCAAACUGCUGGCUCAGUAUUUCCAGUAUCGGCAACAGAACUUAGAUAUGUUCAAAAACUUCAAAGCAGACGAUCCUGGCAUCAAACGGGCUCUGAUGGAUGGCUUUCCGGGAGUCCUCCAACAGCCGGAUCACUAUGGGAGGAAGAUUCUGGUGCUGUUCGCUGCCAACUGGGACCAGAGUAGGAAUACCUUUGUGGACAUUCUCCGAGCUAUUCUUCUGUCCCUGGAAAUUCUUAUUGAAGAUCCAGAGUUACAGAUAAAUGGAUUUGUGCUAAUUAUAGACUGGAGUAAUUUCACAUUCAAACAAGCCUCCAAACUGACUCCCACUAUACUAAGACUAGCCAUAGAGGGAUUGCAGGACAGCUUCCCCGCACGCUUUGGAGGCAUCCAUUUUGUGAACCAGCCUUGGUACAUCCAUGCUUUAUUUACGAUAAUAAAGCCAUUCUUGAAAGACAAGACCAGAAAAAGGAUUUUUCUUCAUGGUAACAAUUUGAACAGUCUUCACCAGCUUAUCCAUCCAGAAUACCUGCCGUCAGAAUUUGGAGGUACCCUACCCCCAUAUGACAUGGGAACUUGGGCACGAACACUGCUUGGUCCAGAGUACAAUGAUGACACUGAGUAUACUUACAAUUCGUACAACUCAAUGCACAUGAAAGACAUGCUGGAUGAACCAGAAAGCAAUUGCUCUCCCAAGCAUAUGAAGAGGUCACAGUCGGUGGUGGAACCAGGUAUACUGAAGCAAGAAGACAGGGAUGAUGAUAACACCCAACCACUACUGGCUCUGGAUUGAAUUAACUGUUAACUACAUGGCUGGAUCUCUGAGGUGCAAACAUUUACAGAG